Molecule: messenger RNA, 1035 nt
Organism: Nicotiana attenuata
Lineage: Eukaryota; Viridiplantae; Streptophyta; Magnoliopsida; Solanales; Solanaceae
Product: BEACH domain-containing protein B-like
Exons: 4
Source: RefSeq, a predicted model, not a curated record
GGUGGCAAAUUCGAUCAUGCUGACCGGCUUUUUCAUAGCAUUGGAGGAACAUAUCGGAACUGCCUUUCUAAUACAAGUGAUGUGAAAGAGUUGAUUCCUGAAUUCUUUUACAUGCCAGAAUUUCUGAUCAACUCAAACUCAUACCAUUUUGGUGUCAAACAAGAUGGAGAACCAAUAGGUGAUAUUUGCCUACCGCCAUGGGCCAAGGGUUCUCCCGAGGAAUUUAUUUGUAAGAACAGAGAAGCCCUUGAAAGCGAAUAUGUGAGCUCAAAUCUCCACCACUGGAUUGAUUUAGUGUUUGGUUACAAGCAGCGGGGAAAACCAGCAGUUGAGGCAGCAAAUAUUUUUUAUUAUUUGACAUAUGAAGGGGCUGUGGAUCUGGAUACCAUGGAUGAUGAAUUGCAAAGGUCGGCAAUAGAAGAUCAAAUUGCCAACUUUGGUCAAUCACCAAUUCAACUUUUCCGGAAGAAACAUCCUAGAAGAGGACCUCCAAUUCCAAUUGCCCAUCCUCUACGAUUUGCUCCUGGUUCUAUUAACCUAACAUCAAUUGCUUCAUGCGGAAGCAGUUCUUCGUCAGCUACUCUGUAUGUUAAUGUGCUGGACUCAAACAUUGUCCUUGUGAACCAGGGCCUCACCAUGUCGGUUAAGACAUGGGUGACCACCCAGUUGCAAUCCGGUGGGAACUUCACCUUCUCUGGCUCACAGGAUCCUUUUUUCGGGAUUGGUUCUGAUGUUCUUCCCCCUCGGAAAAUUGGGAGUCCUUUGGCUGAAAAUAUUGAGCUUGCAGCACAAUGCUUUGGAACAUUAUCAACAACAUCUGAAAAUUUUUUGAUAACAUGUGGUACCUGUGAAAACAGCUUUCAGGUUAUAUCGCUAACUGAUGGCAGAAUGGUGCAGAGCGUUAGACAACAUAAAGAUGUUGUGAGCUGCAUUGCAGGUAAUUUUCAUGACUGUAAUAUGUGGCAACUUGGUUGGAGCUUCUCACUAACAAAUCUACACACCGAGUGUCUCGAAAAAUGAAGUAAGCUGAGAACC